GGGCGGGGAGAGCGUCGUCGCGUCCGGUGACGUCUCCGGAGGGGACGUCGGUGUAGUCGGCAGCGUCGGCUGCCGUGCCGGAGUCGUCCGCUGGAAAAUGGCGGAAUACUUGGCCUCCAUCUUCGGCACCGAGAAAGACAAAGUCAACUGUUCAUUUUAUUUCAAAAUCGGAGCAUGUCGUCAUGGAGACAGAUGUUCUCGGUUGCACAAUAAACCAACCUUUAGCCAGACCAUCUUGAUUCAAAACAUCUAUCGUAAUCCCCAAAACAGUGCACAGACGGCUGACGGCUCACACUACCAUUGCCCUCUUGAACAUUUACCGUAACCCUCAAAACUCUUCCCAGUCUGCUGACGGUUUGCGCUGUGCUGUGAGCGACGUGGAGAUGCAGGAGCACUAUGAUGAGUUCUUUGAGGAAGUCUUCACUGAGAUGGAAGAAAAGUAUGGGGAAGUUGAGGAGAUGAACGUCUGUGACAACCUAGGAGACCACCUGGUGGGGAACGUGUAUGUCAAGUUUCGACGUGAGGAGGAUGCGGAGAAAGCUGUGAUGGACUUGAAUAACCGCUGGUUUAACGGGCAGCCCAUCCAUGCAGAGCUGUCGCCAGUAACUGACUUCAGGGAAGCCUGUUGUCGCCAGUAUGAAAUGGGAGAGUGCACAAGAGGGGGUUUCUGCAACUUCAUGCAUCUGAAGCCAAUCUCAAGAGAGCUGCGACGGGAGCUGUAUGGGCGCAGGCGCAAGAAGCAUAGAUCCAGGUCCCGAUCCAGGGAGCGGCGUUCCCGAUCCAGAGACCGUGGGCGCGGAGGUGGCGGUGGCGGUGGCGGUGGUGGAGGACGGGAGCGUGACAGGAGGCGGUCAAGAGACCGGGAGAGAUCUGGACGAUUCUGAGCCGAGCCAUUUUUACCGUGUGUCUGCUAGACAGUGUUGUAGUUGGUUGACAAGCCAGUUCAUAAUGGGAUUUUUUUUUUAAAAAACAACAAAAAAAAACAAAGAUGGGUUUCUGAAUAAAAUUUGUAGUGAUACAGUA
Arvicanthis niloticus (Nile rat) is the source of this 1023-nucleotide messenger RNA. The record is from RefSeq and is a predicted model, not a curated record. Lineage: Eukaryota; Metazoa; Chordata; Mammalia; Rodentia; Muridae.